AUGGGGGAGAUCAUGGUGAGACUGCCUGUAAAAUCCUUGCUUCGGUUCAAAUGUGUAGCCAAAUCCUGGUAUGCCCUCAUCACUGACCCUUCUUUUAUUGCCAAACAUCUUGAACGGUCCAAAUCUAUCACCAAUGGCCGCAGCCGUAAGCUUAUCUUCUAUGGCUACCGUGUGGAUAGGCCACCCUACAUAACCCUAAUUUCUAAAGACCAACCUUAUUGUGUGCCCCAGUAUUUAGAGCCUCUCCCCAGGCUAUAUUGUACAUUCUAUGGUCAAUGCAAUGGAAUUUUUUGUCUCCAUGUCUUGGACCCCACCGAUGUCAAUGAAAACGUAGAUCACGAUGAUGGGGAUGAGGGUAACUUAAUUCUUUGGAACCCAACCACAAAAGAGGAUAAGCUUAUUCCGCUACCCCAAUGUCAACCCAAAGCCAUAUUUUCUAACAUGUUUGGAUUUGGGUUUGAUCCCAUUACAAAGGAUUACAAGGUUGUUCAAGUUUCCCAUCCUCCUUUGGAGGGAGGAGUACGUCUGGUUGAAGUAUAUAAUCUCAGUACUAAUUCUUGGAGGAUGCUAGAUGUUGUUGUCCCAGCAGCUUUUGAUUUCUAUGUCGAAGAUUGUAAGACUUAUUUGAAUGGUGUUUAUCACUGGUAUAUUUAUGACCCGUCUGGAAUCAGAAAGAACUUUAUUCUGAGCUUUGACUUUACCAGAGAGGUGUUUGGGACGAUCCAAUUGCCCUCUGCUACUGAUUCUUAUUACUGUGGACACAAUGUUUUUGUGCUUGAUGAGAGUCUUGCUAUUCUUCAACAUGACUGGGAGACUCGGAAAUCUAAGAUUUGGGUGAUGAAAGAGUAUGGUGUUGAGAGUAGUUGGACUAACAAAUUUGACGUUGAACGCUUCCAAAGUUUGCCUCCAUCUUAA
This is a messenger RNA of Neltuma alba, 915 nucleotides long. RefSeq names its product F-box/kelch-repeat protein At3g23880-like. The coding region runs from base 1 to 915 and encodes 304 amino acids. Gene Ontology annotation, molecular function: protein binding. NCBI's taxonomy places the organism in Eukaryota, Viridiplantae, Streptophyta, Magnoliopsida, Fabales, Fabaceae. The transcript has a single exon. The record is from RefSeq and is a predicted model, not a curated record.